UCUAAAUAUCCAGCUGUUGGGUGGCUUCAGACGACAGUUGAGGUGUUGAAAGAUUAACUCAGACACCUUCUGUGAAUGUGGGUUGAAGGCUUGCAGCAUGUCAAGGAAGACCAGAAAAGAUGCAAUGAACAUUCUGUAAUCAGGAAAAUGAGAGAAUUUCUUCAAGAACACAGCAGAAACCUUUCUUUCCUGCAGCUGGAAGAUGUGGCCACAUGUUUUUGAUAUCUGGUUAAUUUAAUAAAGGACUCUCUGUCAGGCUAUCUGGUGACCUUGUAAAUCUUGUACCUGUGUGACAAAAGUGCCUUUGAAACUUGCAGUAAACAGUUCAUUCUCUGGAAAACCCAACUGUUGGAAAAAUCACUAUUGAAGAAUCAUGUCAAAAAACCUGGAGAUCAUCAAUUUGUCAUUUUUGUUGGAACAUGAGAGGGAAACAAUACUGGGAGUACUGAAGAGAGAUGAAUAUUUGAAAAAAGUGGAAGAUAAGAGGAUAAGGAAAUUGAAGAAUGAGUUGUUGGAAGUGAGACGAAAAGGUGGAAACCGUCAUUGCCGACAGGACCGCGGCAGGGUCUGUGUUCGCUGUCAGAAAAACCUGGGCUUAAUCUUUGACAGGGGGGACCAGUGCCAAGAAUGCAAACUCACAGUUUGCAACAAGUGUCGUGUUUUGGGAAUUGAUGGGAACUGGAAGUGCACUGUGUGUGCCAAGAUUGCACAGCUAAGGAUAGUGACAGGUGAAUGGUUUUUUGAAGAGAGGGCAAAGCGCUUCAAACAAUCCAACCUCCUUGGAACUGAUGUUGUCAGACAGUCCAUCCUACGCAAAGUCCCAGAUACUAUUUCCGGUAAGAAAGGAGGACAAGAGAAAGAUCACACCCAGGAGACUGUAGAGCAAAGGCCAGAUACCCCAGCUUCCUCCACAAGUGGGCAGAAAUCAAUAUUCAGUGGACACAGAAAGAUAGGGAAGGCCAUCAGGGCAGUGACCAAAGGAGAAAUCACCAAUGUGAAAGCUGAAGAUGGAAGAAGCAGCAGUUCAGAAGCUGAUGCCCAAAGUUUACGCAGUGUCAGGUCUACUCCCUGUUCUGACAGGGGGAGCACUCUUUCGCUGAACAACAAUGAUGCAGAGUCCCUUCCCGGUAACAUGAAAGGCACAGUGAGCUCUGGGUACCGAAGCAAUGCCUCCACUCCAGUCCGUUCGAGGUCACCAGCACUGAGCACACGCAGCAUGACUUCAGAUUAUGGCAGGCAGGACCCUGGUUUAAAAAAUGGUGCUUCUGUGCCUGCAAGUGAAAGUGUACCUGAAGAUUUAGUGAAGAGACACCAUAGGAAUGCAUCUGAAACACCUUCAAUAGCAGUUUCUAGGGCAUCUCUUGCAUCAGAUCUCAGCAAAUCUGAGAUAGAUUUGAGUGGGUCUUUCUCAGAAGAAAACAAGGAUGCUGUAAGCUUAAGAAGUAAAUCAGUACCAGAUGCUUUAGACCAGGACCUGGAUUACCUGGACGAGAUAGAGGAAGACCCUGAUGACAUAGUGGCCUCUCAUUAUCUAAAACAUCGUGGACAUUUGGCAAGUGGAUUAUCAACAACUAGCAUUAACAGCAUGAUGAGUGUUUACAGUGAAACUGGGGACUAUGGCAACGUGAAGGUCAGUGGGGAAAUACUUCUCCACCUCAGCUACAGCUACAAAACGGGUGCCCUCAACAUCCUGGUAAAAAACUGCAGAAACCUGGCCAUAGCAGAUGAAAAGAAGCAAAGAACAGAUCCCUAUGUCAAAGCAUACCUCCUGCCAGACAAAUCUCGCCAAAGUAAACGCAAGACCAAAAUCAAAAGCAACACCACCAAUCCAGAGUUUAAUGAAACCCUAAAGUAUGUCAUCAGCCAUACACAGCUAGAGACCAGGACCCUCCAGCUUUCUGUCUGGCACUAUGACAGAUUUGGGCACAACAGCUUUCUUGGGGAGGUGGAAAUUCCUUUGGACUCCUGGAAUUUUGAAAAUCAGACAGAUGAAUGGUUUGUGCUUCAACCCAAGCUGGAGGUUGCAGCAGAUGUCGGGCUUCAGUAUAAAGGAGAGCUGAUAGUUGUUUUACACUACAUUCCCCCUGAGAAAAACCUAAUGCUUCCCCUCGGACAGUUUCAAGGAAAGAAGAGUUUAAAAAAAGGAAAGAAAGGAAACACACAGAUGCCUUCUGGGGGUAUGUUGGAGGUCCUCAUCAAGGAAGCCAAGAAUUUAACAGCUGUGAAGUCAGGAGGCACUUCUGACACAUUUGUUAAAGGAUAUCUGCUCCCAGAUAACAACAAAGCAACAAAACAUAAAACUCCUCUAAUAAAGAAGAGUGUGAACCCCCACUGGAAUCACAGCUUCACUUUCAGUGGCUUGAAUCCUACGGAUCUACACAACGUAUGCCUAGAACUGACAGUCUGGGACAAGGAGUCACUUUCCAGUAACAUCUUUUUGGGAGGUGUCCGUUUGAGCACUGGAAGUGGUGUAAGUAACGGGAAGGAAGUCGAUUGGAUGGAUUCUCAUGGGGAAGAGCAGCACCUCUGGCAAACGAUGAUGGACAAUCCUGGAGUUUCUGUGGAAGGUAUAUUAAUGCUGAGAUCUAGCAUGGGAAAACGCAGACUCUGAGAACAAAUGGCUUGCACAAGGAUAAACUCCAGCUGUUUUGCUGACGUGACUCUUAACUGUUGUGGGGUACCACAAGGAUGCCUGGUGUUAGUGGAAUUCAGUCUGUUGUAACUUUGCACAUGCGAAAGUGGGGAAGAAAGACUCCUGUUUGCCUUGGAUUUUACGGCUCCAGAGGUGGAUUAUAAUGCAUUCUGCACUUUCGUGCAUCCGUAUUCUUAUGACAAUGCUCCUUACCCUAGUGAAACUCCUACUGAAGUCAGUAAGAAAGAUACCUGAAUAUAGAAUAUAAAUCAGGCUUUCUUUGUCUCAGAGACAAAAAUAUGGUCUACUAGUGUCAACAUCCAUGAAGAAUAUGGAGCAAGCAAAUGCUUUAGUCAUUUGAUGACUAAUGAUUAUUUAUGGUAUAAGCCAAUUUGAAGCAACUCAAAAGUUUGGUAUUUGAAAUGAGAUUAGAAACCACCAGAUUCCAAGCAGUCUGAAAGAAUAAUUUGCAACAUCCCUUCCCCCUGUUUACGUGUUCAGUUAUUUGAACUGUGCAUGACAGCAAGCCUUGCAACAAGCAUCACUACAAGAAAAGCUGAUACACGGCACACAGCAGCCAUUAUUUGUGUAUUUAGAAAUAGGCAGCAGAUGUGCGGAUAUAAAAUAACAGGAAUGCUGUACUCUACAGUGAUGUGUGUGCUGUGUAUUUCAGUGCACCAUUCAGAAUGCAAGCUACGGUUCCCCCAGAUCAAAGAGCCUCUUAUGAAAACAGAUUAUUAUACAUCCCUGAGCAGCUUCCAGAACUAAGCACCGUUACUUAUGGCUGCAUUAUAACUUUUGCUUAUAACUCAUUUAAUAAUUCAGACAUCACUGUACAGAAGAGGAGAGAAGUUAAAACUUCUGUCAUAACUGAUGAGAUGUUGACGUUUACCCACAUGUGCUGUUUCAGGUUUAAUGGACUAAGUCCCAAUUCAGUAAAACAUUUAAAGAAAUGAUCUAAUUAAGUAUAUGCCUAACUGCUUUGCUGAAUUGGGGUUUAAAUGGGGAAGUGUUCUGAAUGGGUUGGAAUCCUAUUCAAGCAUAUCCUGCUGAUUUAUUAAUUAUUAACCAUGAUAUGAUUUAGAAUGGGAUUUUGCUGCUGAAUGUUACUAAUAUGAGUCCUUGCACUUAUAGUACUAAUGCAUUUUAAUAUAAAAAUGUUGUCUUACGAUUUUAAUUAGUCCAUGUUAAAUGGCAUCGUUGUUCUAUAUUCAUUUGGUUUCCAAAAGUCUGCUUUGUGUGUAAUGAGAUCUGUCCUGCUCUCAGUACACACCACCAAUCUUAAAUUUUCUGCCCGCUAAGAACUAGACCCCCAUGUGUACAGAGCACAAUGUUUAUGGGCUGUAGCUGUGCUAUACAGCAGCAGAACCAUAGCAAGGAGAAUAAUUGAUCCUUACCAAAUAUAACAUGUACAGUAUUUGCAGAUUUAUGUGAUACACUAAGUUCAGCACUCAUGUGCUAUGGUGAUAGGUACCUUAUACAAACCUAAGAAACAGCAAUAAAUUGGGUAAAUUAUGUUUCAUCUCAAUGAUCCAUAAUUAAAAUUGUGCUCCCUGUCAUCAACAGUAAAUACAUCUACUGCUAUUCUCAUCCUUAAUUAUUUUUCAAGCAUUUUACUUUUGGGAGCAAGACAGUAUCACUGUGAAAAAUAUUUAGCAACCACAAACAAAAUAAACCAAUAAAAAAACUC
Molecule: messenger RNA, 4322 nt
Organism: Mauremys mutica (yellowpond turtle)
Lineage: Eukaryota; Metazoa; Chordata; Testudines; Geoemydidae
Gene: SYTL5
Product: synaptotagmin like 5
Exons: 16
Coding region: 374-2611 (745 amino acids)
Biological process (GO): exocytosis; intracellular protein transport
Cellular component (GO): exocytic vesicle; plasma membrane
Molecular function (GO): small GTPase binding; neurexin family protein binding; phospholipid binding
Source: RefSeq, a predicted model, not a curated record